Messenger RNA from Serendipita indica DSM 11827, 1044 nucleotides. The record is from the annotation of a GenBank genome assembly. Lineage: Eukaryota; Fungi; Basidiomycota; Agaricomycetes; Sebacinales; Serendipitaceae.
AUGCCACGGGCCAAGAAACGCGCACGCAAGGACGUGUCCGAAGAAGAAGAAUCUGAUUACAUCUCGGCUGGAGAGAGUUCUGAGGAAGAAGCGUUAAACAGUGACGCGCUUGACGAGGAUACUCCACCACCGUCAGCUAAGAAAAAGAAAACAAAGGGCAAGACCGCUAGAGCAUCCAAAUACUGGAAAGGAAAGAAAGAGCAAGAGGAGAGUGUUGACAAGGCGACGUCUACAAAGAAGAAAUCCAGCCCGGUGAAGAGCUCCACCUCCUCGCAUAAGAGACGCAAGAGCGGAGAUUCGCCUCCUUCUUCUUCUUCCGAACCAGAGGAUGGGUUCAUCACGGUGGGACGUAUCUGCGAGGCUCCGAAGACUGGACGAGUCCCUCCUGGGCAAAUAUCGCAGAACACAUUUGACUUUCUCAAAGAAUUGCAAGACCCAAAGAAGAACGACCGUGAAUGGUUCAAGCUACACGAACCCGUGUAUCGACAAGCGGAAAAGGAAUGGAAUGACUUUGUCGAAGAGUUUACGUCUAUCCUCUCCGAAGUGGACGACGAGAUUCCUCACCUUCCGCCGAAAGAUGUCAUUCAUCGGAUUUAUCGAGAUGUACGCUUCAGCAACGAUAAGACACCAUACAAGAGGAAUUUCUCCGCCUCAUUCUCGAGGACGGGACGGAAAGGCAUCUUUUCGCAUUACCAUUUAACCCACAUUCGCCACAAUGCACAACCUCUUCGAGAUGUCAUCUCUAAUCCGACCUUUGAGUCAUUGUUUGGCCCCGCAAAGUGGUCAAAUACGAAGAGACAGAAUAUCUUUGGAGGCGAAGACCAGCUCAAAGUAGCCCCGAAAGGGGUUCCAAAGGACCACCCGGAUAUUGAUUUGCUGAAGUGUCGAAGCUUUGCUGUUGUUCAUCAUCUGACGGACGAGCAAGUACUGGCUCCCGACUUUAAGGAACUGCUCGGGGUCAUUGCAGAGGCUGCAAAACCUUUUGUUCAUAGGCUCAACCACAUGCUGACCGUCGGAGUGGAUGCAGAAGAUGCCGAGUCCUAA